AACUGAUGAAAUAGCAAUGAAAAGGGACAGACGUGUUGUGGAAGGAUGCUUCUGUGCCAAAGGGAGCAUGCCGUUUAGCAUGGCAAUCGAUUCCUGUGUAAGCAACUGUGGGUGUAUUGGGCCAGACAACAUACCCCGCAAGUAUGGAGAAACCUUUGAGUUUAACUGUGAGAUCUGCAAGUGUUAUGAGGGUGGUUGUGGAAUAAUCUGCCAAAGACAACUUUGCCGCGUAAAAAAUGAAGAGUGUACUCAGGAAGGCUUCUACCAAGUGACUCAAAUCAGCCCUACAAAUAAGUGUUGUGAAGAAAAAGUAUGCAGAUGUGACCCGAAUCGUUGCAGAAAUAACUUGCCUAAAUGUAAACCUGGAUUUGAACUUAAGGGUUUCAUCAAGGAAGGGCAUUGUUGCCAUACUUAUAUUUGCGAACCAAAACAAGUUUGUGUAAGAGAAAACGCAGAAUAUUUGAUUGGAUCUCCUGUUUACUCAGAGAAGUGUGAGAGUUGUGUCUGUGAACAACAAGGAAACAAUUUUACAAUUGCCUGCAACCCAGUUGUAUGUGACAUACAGUGCCCAGCUGGUUUUAAGGUGAAGAAAAAUUCCCGUUCUGACUGCUGUGGUUCCUGUCAACCAACCAACUGUGUUGUGAAGUAUGACGGCUCCUACCGGCUUAUGAAUCCUGGAGAUGUUCUGCCCUCCAUGAAUGAUAACUGCACAAUGUACAAAUGCUCAUUAAUCAAUGAUCAGUUCAUCACCACCAUCUCCCAAAUCUCUUGCCCCUUAUUAAAUGAAGAAGACUGUGAGCCUGGAAGCCUUCAUCUCUCACCUAAUGGAUGCUGUAAAACAUGUAUCCACAAGAACGAGUCCUGCAAGGUACAGGCAUUUGAUGAUUACUUGAGCUACCGAGGGUGCUUGUCUACAACAAGAGUCAGAAUGUCUCGCUGUGAAGGAUCCUGCAGAACAUCUUCAAUAUAUUCUGCUCAGGAAAAGACUAUGUCCCAUAAAUGUUCUUGUUGCCAAGAGGUUCAGACUACAACAAAUGAAAUCAAGCUGCAAUGCCCUGAUGGAACAUUAGUUGAUCAUAAAUACAUUGAUGUGCAGGAGUGCAAGUGUACUGGCACCAAAUGUCCAGAUGGAAACAUAUAGUCUAAACAUUCAAACCCUUAAGGAGGUAUUUUAAUCAAAUAGAAAAACAUUAAUUUAAUAAUCACUUUACUUUCAAAUAAAUGAAUUGCUAAUUGCUAGUGUGAUUUAUACUUUUGCCUCCUAAAAAUAAAGUACUU
Molecule: messenger RNA, 1278 nt
Organism: Xenopus laevis (African clawed frog)
Lineage: Eukaryota; Metazoa; Chordata; Amphibia; Anura; Pipidae
Product: intestinal mucin-like protein
Exons: 11
Coding region: 17-1141 (374 amino acids)
Source: RefSeq, a predicted model, not a curated record